UCGACUGUUACGCAGAUUGUUCGGUGGUUGUGCCACACGGUAGUUCGACGAGACGUUUUAUUCUUGUUACUUUUUUUGUGUUCGUAUGUUUCGACGAGUGAAAACAAAAGAUAUGAACAACAACAACACAAACAUACCUACAUAACCACCAAAAUAUCGAACCGAAAACAAAAAAACAAAGAUUUACUCUCGGUGUCUUCGUAAUAUAUGUUUUUUAAACUGUUGUUUUGUUUUUGUGAUUGUUUUUGUCGUGUCGUUUUUUAAAUCCGUGUUUUUCUGACCAUCAUUAGCAUCUUUAUCACCUUUCUCAACACAAGACAUCAAUAUUCUGUGACAAAAAAAACAUCAUCCAAAGUUUAUCUUCUUCCGAAAUUGAUCGGGUAUUAACGUAUUUUUCGAAAACCUUGCUAACAGUUUCCAACGUGUUUUUGGGGGAAAAAAGUAGAAUUUUUACUGAAACAAAGUAUACAAAGUGACGAUAAGACAAACAACGACGGUCGGGACAUUUCGACGGAUAAAGAAAGUUUACACUUUUUUGCGGACCUGUGUGCUUUAUACAAAUUUGAAAAAAUUUAAAAAAAAAAAUUGUUUAUAAGAUUUUUUGGUUAGAUAAAAAAGUAAUGAAAAAGCAUCGUGAGUGCGUCUAGUAAUGGUAAUGAACGCCGUUUCAUCGAGUCCAUCAUCGCCACCAUCCGCUGCAUCUGCUACUGUGCCUGUAUCGAUGGCUGUAACGUCAACAGUGCCGCCUGGGGCACGUAGUGCAUCCCCAUGUUCUGCGGCAACUCCAUACGGCCAACCAAAUACCCGAUGCUGUGAUAGUGGAAGAACAAUAUUCACCGAUCCAAUAACUGGACAAACGGUGUGUUCGUGUCAGUAUGAUUUGUUAAAUUACCCGCGAUUAGCAGCUGCCGGUGGAUUAGUCACCGCUACUGGACCCGGUGGUGUACCGUUGGGUGUCUAUCCGGAAGGUAUGGCUGCAUAUCUGUCCGGUAUGGGAGCCGAACAGCCACCUUUUUAUGCAAAUCCGGCUGGACUGGAUCUUAAAGAAAAUCUAGUCGGAGGUGGAGCGCCUUGGCCAUAUCCCUCUGUAUAUCAUCCUUAUGACGCUGCUUUUGCUGGUUACCCUUUUAAUAGUUAUGGCAUGGACUUAAAUGGUGCUAGACGAAAGAACGCAACCCGCGAAACAACAUCAACCCUUAAAGCCUGGCUGAAUGAGCAUAAGAAAAACCCUUACCCUACGAAGGGUGAGAAGAUCAUGUUGGCGAUUAUAACGAAAAUGACUUUGACUCAAGUGUCUACGUGGUUUGCGAAUGCCCGACGGAGACUGAAAAAAGAAAAUAAAAUGACGUGGGAGCCAAGAAAUCGUGUUGAUGAUGAUGACGCGAAUGUUGAUGAUGAUGAUCAUAAAAGUAAUGACGACAAGGAUAUGCUAGACGCCAAAGAUUCUGUUCAUGGUUCGACUGAAGAUAACGACCGCCAAUCACAUCGCCUCGAUAUGAUGGACAGACCCGAAGGCAAUAACAGCGAAUGGUCUGGAUCACGGCCAGGCAGUCCCAACGGCUCACCCGAUAUCUACGACCGCCCUGGCGGUGGCCAUCCACUCUUUCAUCCGGCGGCGUUACAUCAUCUGAGACCUCCGGCUGGUUCACCACCCGAUCUCAGUCAUCACCUUCAUCAUCCCCAUCAUCAUCAUCCAUCCAAUGGCAGCACCAAUUCGUCUCUAGUAUCGAAACCCCGGAUAUGGUCGCUCGCUGAUAUGGCCAGCAAAGAUGGUAAGGACAGCAAAGAUGGUUCGGGGAGUGAAGGCGGUGGUAGCGGCAAUCCUCCCCCACAUUCAAUUUACGGUCACCCGCAACAACAUUCUUCACCUGGCAAAAUACUAUCCCCGUUAGCUGCCCGCAUGCCAAACUACUCACCCUAUGCGAGGCCCGAUUUGUAUCGUGGUUUCUAUGGGCCAGCAGCAGCGCAUCUAAGCGGACCCUCUCAAGAAUUCCUCGAGCACCACAGAUCCUUUAAUGCCCAAUUGGCGGCGCACAACGGUCUAAGUAUGAAUCCAUUGCUAUGGAAAGCUGCUGUCUCAUCGGCCGGUGGUGGACCUCCAUUUGCACCUCUAAGUCUAACAACGAACAAUCAUCAUCAUGUAGUUCCGCCGUCGGGUGCGUCACCAUCGGCCUCAAGUACAUCUUCCUCGAUCGGUUGUGAUGCACCUCAAGCAGUGUCGUCUAAUCAAGGUCAUCUAGGACAAAGUUCACGACACUCAACGUCCUCCUCGUCAUCGGGGAAACUCUCACCACCCAUUAAUGUAACGACGACGGGUAAGCCAUGACCUUUGCCACUGAUGUCAUCAUCGCCUCCACCACUGCAACAACCACCACUACCACCACAACAACCUACAUCUUCGUCAUCAGCAGUAGUAUCCACCUCGUCGUCAUCAUCUUCGUCGUCAUCCCAUCAAAAUUCGCAUCUUCAACCAAAUCAACUUUCCGCUUUCCGGUCGUUGGUUGCGUUUCGCGAACAGCCUAAGCUUACUCUGCGCCCAUAAAUCGGUUCGGUGUUGCCGUGAUGCAAAAAAAUAAAACGCUUUUUAUUUCUUCUUUUUUUCACGAAUAUAUAUAUAAAAAAAAAGAAUAAAGAAAUGGAAAAUCUUUCGGACAAUAA
This is a messenger RNA of Episyrphus balteatus (marmalade hoverfly), 2658 nucleotides long. RefSeq names its product homeobox protein caupolican (gene mirr). Gene Ontology annotation, biological process: cell development; regulation of transcription by RNA polymerase II; neuron differentiation. The record is from RefSeq and is a predicted model, not a curated record. NCBI's taxonomy places the organism in Eukaryota, Metazoa, Arthropoda, Insecta, Diptera, Syrphidae. Bases 650 to 2326 code for a protein of 558 amino acids. Gene Ontology annotation, molecular function: DNA-binding transcription factor activity, RNA polymerase II-specific; RNA polymerase II cis-regulatory region sequence-specific DNA binding. The transcript has 5 exons. Gene Ontology annotation, cellular component: nucleus.